Messenger RNA from Neohortaea acidophila, 2511 nucleotides. Its product is annotated as putative protease S8 tripeptidyl peptidase I. Gene Ontology annotation, biological process: proteolysis. The record is from RefSeq and is a predicted model, not a curated record. Lineage: Eukaryota; Fungi; Ascomycota; Dothideomycetes; Mycosphaerellales; Teratosphaeriaceae. Bases 280 to 2376 code for a protein of 698 amino acids. The transcript has 9 exons. Gene Ontology annotation, molecular function: serine-type endopeptidase activity; tripeptidyl-peptidase activity.
AGGGAAGCAGAUUCGACCAUAAGCUGCGCGAUAUCAAUGCAGUCCGUGCGCACGAGACGUCACCGUCAUGCGCUGCGAUCACAAGCGGCCAUUCCGCGAUGUUACAUACGCCCCGACCUUAGCUUGUGCGCUUCCUGCCCGUAUACGAGUCGCCGCGACGUAGUGGAGACCGGGGCCGGGAGACGCUCUGGAGCACAUAAUGGCCCUGCAUGCCCUCUUCAAGGUUAGUUGGUUCCCCUCUGUUUCCCAUUUCCUCCUCCCCCCCAUUGAGAGCUCAAGAUGUCUUGGUAUGCGUCUUUGACUGUGGCCUCGCUGAUCGCGAGUGCCCUUGCUAUUCCCGCCGGCCAUGUCCUUCACGAAAAGAGGACCAUCUCCAACCACCUGGAGCGGCGCAGGGUUGACGGAGACGCCAUCAUCCCCGUCCGCAUUGCCCUGAAGCAGAGCAAUCUCGAGACGGGUUACGACCGCUUGAUGGAGGUCUCGCAUCCCGAAUCCGCCCGCUACGGCAAGCACUUCUCUGCAGAGGAAGUGGCCGAGAUGUUCGCUCCGGCUCAGGAAUCCAUCGACACCGUCAAGAACUGGCUGAUGGGCUUCGGCUUUGGCGAGGAGGACAUUAUGCAUUACACCAACAAAAAUUGGCUGGCCAUUGACAUGCCCGCCUCCAAGGCUGAAGAGCUCUUUGCCACCGAGUACCACGAGCAUGACUUUGCCGACCGCUCCAUGCGCAUCGGCUGUGACGAAUACUAUCUUCCCGCCCACGUGGCGCCGCACGUUGAUUUGAUCAAACCCGGCGUGGUCAUGUCAAAUCGUAUGAAGAAGCGAUCGCUCCACAAGCGUCAAUGGGGCAACUGGCCCCCAAAUCAUAAAGGACCUCACUCGUGGCCCCACUCUCAGGGUUGGCCAUCACACACAAGUACCCCCAUCUCGGGCCCGACAUCUACAAGCAGCGGCUCGGGGCCCACCUCUACAAGUAUCCCCGCGGGUCUUGCAAAUUGCGACACUCACAUCACCCCUCCGUGCUUGAGAUACUUGUACCAAAUCCCCGCGCACCCCAACAACACCUCGCCGGAAAACGUGAUGGGCCUGUACGAGAGUGGUGAUUACUUCGCCCAGGAAGACCUGGACCUCUUUUUCGCCAAGUUCCUGCCAUACAUUCCCCAAGGCACCACCCCUAAAGUCGAUUCGGUAGACGGUGGACAUGCGCCCGUCGCCGUCCACAACCCACUCAACGGUGGAGAGUCUGACACCGACCUGGAACUGGCCUACUCCCUCAUCUACCCGCAGACCGUCACAGUGUACCAGGUUGAUGACAUUCCCAAUGCAACCGGCCAUACCAAUGCGACUGGCUUCCUCAACGACUUCUUGGACGCCGUCGACGGCAGCUACUGCAACUACACCGCAUUCGGCAUUACCGGCAACAGCCCCUCGAUCGACCCGCAGUACCCCGAUCCCCGCAAGAACGGUUACAAGGGCCAACUCAUGUGCGGCACCUACCAGCUCACCCGCGUCGUGUCCAUCUCCUACGGCAGCCCCGAGGCCCAGUUCCCCCAGAACUACCUCCAGCGUCAAUGCAGCGAGAUCAUGAAGCUCGGCAUGCAGGGCCACUCGAUCCUGAACGCUGCGGGUGACUACGGCGUUGGAGCCGGCCCGAACCAGAAUGGGAAUCCCUACGGCUGCUUGCCUGGGCCGGGAUCGAACACCACGUUCCCAGUCUACAGCCCCGACUGGCCGUCUAGCUGCCCUUACAUGACCGUCGUUGGCGGCUCUCAACUCAACCCCGGCCAGAAUGUUAACGAUCGCGAAAGCGCGAUGCAGGUCAAUCUGACUGCGUUCAACAUCGCCACUGGCGAGGGCCAGCCGACCCUCUUGAUCCAGUACUUUGCCAGCGCGGGUGGCUUCUCCAACUUCUUCCCCAUCCCUUCAUACCAGAAAGCCGACGUUGAGAACUACAUCAACACCCAAACCCUGCCCCCGUCCUACAACGCCAAUGCCCAGGGCACGAACAUCGGAGAGGGUGGAGGUCUCUGGAACAGACUGGGCCGUGCUUAUCCCGAUGUCGCCGCCAACGGCGCUUACCUGGACAUCUUCAACAACGGCACUGAAGAGCGCAUCUUCGGCACCAGCUUGGCCUCUCCCAUCUUCGCCUCCGUCCUGACGCUCCUCAACCAGGACCGUACGGAGGCCGGCAAGGGCCCGGUUGGCUUCGUCAAUCCUGUCCUAUAUGCCAACCCGUGGGUGUUGAACGACAUCAUCAACGGCUCCAACCCCAACUGCAACUCCUCCGGCUUCCACGCCACCACCGGCUGGGACCCCGUCACGGGCCUCGGCACGCCGAACUACCCUAAGAUGAGGGAGCUCUUCUUGAGCCUGCCAUAGACGGCGAACCUGAGUACCGAGUCACUCAUUACAAAAAAAUGAUUUGAUUACAUGUAAAUGAUGAAUACAACCAGCCCUUUCUGGGCACAUUCCCGGACCGUUUGAAGUCUCUAGCUGUCGUGCUUAUGAUGAAAC